GGGCGAUUCCUUCAUUCUUGAAUACAAUUUCGGCGCGUUGCCUUUUGCAGUAAGUUUCCAAAAUGGCUGAGGUAGAAGCUCGUCAAAUAGCCAUUCUAGAAACUGUUGAAGACAUUCAAAAUCGGCGUGAUCAAGUUUUACGGCGCUAUGCGGAGUUCAAAGAAGCAACUCGACUCCGGCGGCAGCGAUUAGAAGAUGCGAAACGCUACCAUCAAUUCAAGCGUGAUGCAGAUGAAGUCGAAGCGUGGAUCAACGAGAAACUGCAGAUCGCUUGCGAUGAAUGCUACAAGGAUCCAACUAAUCUUCAGGGAAAACUUCAGAAGCAUCAGGCUUUUGAAGCAGAGAUCUCAGCUCACAGCAAUGCUAUUGUUGAACUUCAAGAGAAUGGAGAAGGCAUGAUCAGUGAGUCUCAUUAUGCCUCUGAACUUAUCAGAGAGCGGCUUGAUUCCCUCAUUAAGCUGUGGGAGCUACUGCUUUCUAAGUCAGCAGAGAAAGGUCGCAUGCUUCUUUUCACUCAGAAAAGAGUACACUUCCUCCGUGAAACAGAAGAAGUCAUGUCCUGGAUUUUGGAGAAGGAAGCAAUUGCCACUUCAGAAGAGGUUGGAAGAGACCUUGAACAUGUUGAAGUGCUGCAGAAGAAAUUUGAUGACUUCUUAAAGGAUAUCCAGGCCAAUGAGUCUAGGAUCACAUACAUCAAUGAUCUUGCUCAUCAACUGGGUGAUGAAGGCCAUCCAGAUAUAGAACUGAUCAGCACAAAGCAAACGGAAGUUAAUGAAGCAUGGGAAAGGUUGAAGAUGCUGGCACUAAAACGCCAAAAGAGACUUGCAGGAGCUCAGCAGAUACACAGCUUCUAUCGUGAUGCUGAUGAAACCAAGAACUGGAUCAAUGAGAAGGACAAAGUGCUGUCUUCAGAUGACUAUGGAAAGGAUCUUGCCAGUGUCAAUGCCCUGUUAAGAAAGCAUGAAGCGUUAGAAAGAGACUUAGCUGCAGUGGAAGACAAGGUGACAGCCCUUGGCCAGGAGUCAGAUCAAUUGCAAGAAGCCCAUCCAGACAGUGCUGAUGAAAUUGCUGCAAAGCAAGAUGAGAUAGUCACGGCAUGGGGAAACCUCAAGGACAAGUCUGGAGUAAGAAAGACAAGGCUAGAGGACUCAUACAGGCUUCAGAGAUUCAUCAGUGAUUACAGGGACCACAUCUCAUUUAUAAAUGAAAUGAAAGUCUUGAUCCAAAGUGAUGAACUGGCAAAAGAUGUUGCAAGUGCAGAAAGUCUUCUGGAGAGACACCAGGAACACAAGGGUUACAUUGAUGCUUCAGAGGAUGGAUUCAAGAAGUUUGCUGAUGAUGGAGAAGAACUUGUCAAUUCUAAUCAUUAUGCCAGUGAUGAGAUCAAAGAAAAGCUCACAAGCCUGGAAACAGAGAAGAUGGAACUGCUAGAGCUGUGGGAGAAGAGACGUGUCCAGUUUGAGCAGUGCAUGGAACUGCAGCUUUUUAAUCGAGAUUGUGAACACGCUGAUGCUACCAUGACUAAACAAGAGGCAUUUCUUGCUGAUGAUAACCUGGGGGAUUCCCUUGAUGGAGUGGAGGCAUUGAUCAGAAAACAUGAAGAUUUUGACAAGUCUUUUGCUGCCCAAGCAGAGAAGAUCAACAGUAUUGAUGAGUAUGCAAACCGCCUCAUUGACAGUAAUCAUUAUGCCACUGAUGAGGUUCGUGAGAGGAGAGAUGGAAUAGUGGAAAGGCGGCAGAACAUUGAGGAGCUGUCCAAGGCCCGCAGGUCACAGCUUGAGGAAUCUCGUAAGCUGCAGCAGUUUGAGAGAGAUGCUGAUGAAGUCAAAAGCUGGAUCACUGAAAAGCUGAAAAUUGCUUGCGAUGAAUCUUACAAGGAUCCAACCAACCUGCAAGGAAAAAUCCAGAAACACCAAGCCUUUGAGGCUGAGCUGAAUGCCAAUCAAAGUCGACUUGAUGCAGUAGAUAACACUGGAGAACAGCUGAUUGGAGAUGAACACUAUGCUUCAGAACAGAUCAGAGAAAGGCUUGAUGAGCUGCAUAAGCUGUGGGCCUAUCUGUUUGAGAGAUCAAACGAUAAAGGGAAGAAAUUAAAGGAUGCAGCUCAACAACAGCAGUUCAACCGAGGUGCUGAGGAUGUGGAGUUAUGGUUCACUGAAGUUGAAAACCUUCUCGCUCUUGAGGAUGUUGGAAAGGAUCUGACAAGUGUGCAGAACCUCCAGAAGAAGCAUGCUAUGAUUGAGGCUGAUGUCAUUGCUCGUGCAGAUAAAAUUGAAGUUGUCAAUACACAAGCAGAGACGUUUGCAGAGCUUGACCACUUUGAUGCUCCAGCUAUCAAGGCAAAGAAAGAGACCCUUAAUGCCAGAUACCAACAGAUACAGGCUCCUCUUCUUGCACGGAAAGCUAAGCUUCAGGAUGCAGAGAGACUUAAGAGAUUCCUCCAUGAUGUCGAAGAUGAAGAGGCAUGGAUCAGAGAGAAGGAGCCUAUUGCUUCAUCUACCAACACUGGACGAGAUUUGACUGGAGCCCAAAAUUUGUCAAAGAAACACCAGGCAUUGAUGACUGAAAUUGCUAGCCAUGAGCCUAGGAUCAGAGCGGUGUGUGACAAUGGCGUGCAAAUGAUCGAUAACGGGCAUUAUGCUGCCGAUGAAAUCAAAGAGAACAUUGACGAUCUUGACCAGAAGUGGCUUGAAUUCAAGGACAAGGCAGCAGUACGUAAAGGUCAUCUGGAUGACUCUCUUCAAGCCCAUCAAUAUCUCGCUGAUGUUGCUGAAGCAGAGUCCUGGUUGAAGGAGAAAGAACCCUUUGUCACCAGCGAUGACUAUGGCAAAGAUGAGGAUAGUGCCCAGGCACUGUUGACCAAGCAUGAUGCCAUCAUGUCAGACUUGAGAGCUUAUGGAACUGUUAUCGAUGGCUUGAGAGAGCAGAGUCAACACUGUAAGCCUUCAGCUCAUGUCACUGACAUCUCAGAUAAGGAAUGUGUGGUUGCGCUGUAUGACUACCAAGAAAAGACAGCCAGGGAGGUCUCCAUGCAGAAGGGGGAUAUUUUGACCCUCCUGAAUUCUAGCAACAAGGACUGGUGGAAAGUGGAAACAAAUGACAGGCAAGGUUUUGUUCCAGCAGCAUAUGUCAAGAGGAUUGACUCCCACAAAGCCUCCCAGGAACUUCUCUCACAGGCUCCUGAAGUGGACUCCGUUGCGCAAAGGCAACAGGCUCUGGAUGACAAAUAUCAAGAUCUGAUGGACAAAGGGGAAGAACGCAAGAGGAAGCUGGAAGACUCCAUUCAACGAUACAGUCUGUUGCGAGAUGCUCAUGAAUUGGAGUCGUGGAUCAAUGACAAGGAAGCCAUUGUCACCUCUGAGGAGAUUGGAAAGGAUUACGAGCAUGUGGAAGCGCAACAAAAGAAGUUUGAUGACUUUGAGAAGGAUAUGAUGGCUAAAGAGGUUCGCAUCAGGGAGCUUACUUUACUGGCAGAGAAACUCAAAGUUGAGCACUAUGCAGAAUAUGAGAUGAUCCGAGAGAUGAUUGAGAGGCUAAAGCAAAAAUGGACCAAUCUUGUAACGAUGUCCGAACAGAGGAAAGAAAAUCUUGACAAUGCUCAAGAAAUUCAUAAAUUCCACAGGGAUGCUGAUGAUACCAAGGCAUGGAUCUCAGAGAAGGACACAGCUCUUUCCACUUCAGAUUAUGGCCGAGAUUUGGCUAGUGUCCAGGCUUUGCAGAGGAAGCAUGAAGUGUUGGAGAGGGACUUGGCUGCAUUGGAAGAGAAGGUCCGUGAACUGAAUGUUGAAGCUGCCAAGUUGACCUCGAGUCAUCCAAAUGCAGCACAAGAUAUUGAAUGGAAGCGACAUGAAUUGGAGGAGGCUUGGGCAAACCUCCGAGAACAGGCUGCUGCAAGAAAAGGCAAACUGAGAGACUCGUAUGACUACUUCCACUUCCUAAAUGAAUUCAGAGAUCUUACUUCCUGGAUCAAUGGUAUCAUGGCACUUGUAACUUCAGAUGAGCUUGCUAAGGAUGUGGCUAGUGCUGAGGCACUCUUGGACAGGCAUCAAGAACACCGUGCAGAAAUCGAUGCCAGGGACAGCACAUUCCAGGCUUUUGAAGAUUUUGGCAAGGACUUGUUGGACAAAGAACACUAUGCCAGUCCUGACAUCCGUGAGAAGUUGGAUACCAUGGCUACAGAGAGAGAAGAACUGGAAAAGGCAUGGGCUGCUCGCAAACAGAGGCUGGACGAAUGUCUGGAGUUACAGUUGUUUAACCGAGAUGCUGAACAGCUGGAGCAGUGGAUGGCAACCCGUGAGGCCAUCAUUCAGAGCGAGGAUGUAGGAGAGGCUGCCGAGGGUGCAGAGGCCCUGAUCAAGAAACACGAAGACUUCACUAAGACGCUGGCUGUGCAAGACGUCAAGAUCAAUGCACUGAAGGACAAUGCCGACAGGCUGAUUGACAACAAUCACUAUGAUUCCCCUGCUAUUGCUGAGAGGAUCCAUGCAGUGUUGGCCAGGUGGGCUACCCUGAAGGCAGCCCUUGUUGAGCGUCGGUCUAAGCUGGGUGAAUCAAAAACCAUUCAACAGUUCAGUCGUGAUGCUGAAGACAUUGAGGCAUGGGUCAGUGAAAAACUCCAGACUGUUCUGGAUGAAUCUUACAAGGAUCCGACCAACCUGCAGUCCAAGUUCCAGAAGCAUCAAGCAUUUGAAGCAGAAGUUUCAGCCAAUCAGGAAAGAGUUCUGGAGACAAUUAACUUAGCAGAAGGCCUGAUUGAACAGCGCAAGUGUGCAGGAAGCGAGGAGAUCGUGAAGGAAAGGAUCACCAAACUUCAGCAGCAAUGGGAGUAUUUGGUACAGAAGUCAAGUGAGAAGAGCCAACAUCUAAAGGAAUCUAAUCAACAGCAACAGUUCAACACUAACGUCAAGGAAUUAGACUUCUGGCUUGGAGAGGUUGAAGCUUCCCUGUCCCAUGAUGAUUAUGGUCGCGACCUGGCCAGUGUGCAGAAUCUCAUCAAGAAGCACCAGCUUGUGGAAGCUGACAUUGCCGCUCAUGAGGAUCGCAUUACAGAUCUCCAAGCUCAAACCCAGCACUUUGCCGAGGUUGGCCAUUUUGAUGCCGACUCUUUGCAGGAUAAAUCCCGUCAAAUUGCUGAUCGUUAUGACAAGGUGAAGGACAUGGCUUCCGAUCGCCAUAAGAAGUUAGAUGAGUCCAAUGCUCUGCACCAGUUCUACCGGGAUGUGGAUGACGAGGAGUCCUGGAUCAAAGAGAAAAAACUGUUGACAAGCUCUGAAGACUACGGCAAGGAUUUGACUGGAGUACAGAACUUGCGCAAGAAACAUCAGCGCUUGGAAGCUGAACUAAACACACAUGAGGCGAGAAUCCAGGCUGUGCUGUUGUGUGGCCGUAAAUUUAUCGACGAGGGACAUAGCAGCUCGGAUGAAAUCAAGGCUCGCUGUGACCAACUGCAGGAAAACUGGGAUGAACUCAAGAAUCUUGCAGAACAGAGGCAGCACAAACUGGACGAGUCUCUUGCCUACCAGCAGUUCAGUGCUAAUGUUGGUGAAGAGGAAUCGUGGAUCAAUGAGAAGAAUACACUUGUUGGAAGCGAUGACUAUGGUGAUACGCUAGCCGCAGUUCAGGGUCUGUUGAAGAAGCAUGAAGCGUUUGAAACAGAUCUGGAAGUUCACAGGGAGAGAGUACAGGACAUUGAAGAUGCUGGAAACAAGCUCAUUGAAAAGGGAAAUCACCAAUCUGAACUGAUUGAACACAGGAUUUCGUCCAUUAAGAGCAAACUGCAGGAGCUGGAGAGAAUGGCAUCCUAUCGAAAGUCCAAGCUGAAUGACAACUCAGCGUUCUUGCAGUUUAACUGGAAGGCUGAUGUGGUGGAAUCUUGGAUUGGUGACAAAGAAGGAAUCGCUCGAUCUGAUGAUCUCGGACGUGAUUUGUCUUCAGUGCAGACACUUUUCACCAAGCAGGAAACCUUCGACUCAGGUCUGCAGGCUUUUGAAAAUGAAGGAAUUGCGCGUGUGACCGUGCUGAAGGAUGAACUAGUCCAGUCUCAACACGAGCAGUCACCUGCCAUCAUUAAACGUCAUGAUGACCUUAUUAGGAGGUGGGAGCAACUGUUGGAAGACUCCAGGACUCGUAAAGAACGACUCCAACAUGCACAGGAUCAGUACAAGAAGGUGGAGGACUUGUUCCUGUUGUUUGCCAAGAAGGCUUCAGCUUUCAACAGCUGGUUCGAGAAUGCAGAGGAAGACCUCACUGAUCCAGUGCGCUGCAACUCUGUUGAGGAAAUACGUGCCUUGCAAGAUGGACACACACAGUUCCGCGCUUCUCUGGACCAGGCUGAAGAUGAUAUCAUGCUGCUCAGGAAGCUUGAUCGCCAAAUCAAAAGCUACAAUGUCUCUAUAAACCCGUACACGUGGUUCACAAUGGAGGCAUUGGAGGAUACCUGGGAGAAUCUGCAGAAGAUUAUCGAGGAGCGUGAAGAUGAUCUGCGCAAGGAAGCCCAACGUCAAGAAUUCAACGACAACUUGAGGCAAGAGUUUGCACAAUCAGCGAACUCCUUCCAUGCAUGGCUUUCUGACACAAGGGUGGCAAUGGUUGACGGGCAGGGAGACCUUGAAGAUCAGUUGGCAGAGGUCAAGAAGAAGAGUGCUGAGAUAGCUGACAGAAAAGAGGACCUAAGGAUCAUUGAAGAUCUUGGCGCUCAAAUGGAAGAGGCCCUCAUCCUGGACAACAAAUACACCGAACACAGCACAGUGGAUCUUGCCCAGCAGUGGGACCAGCUGGAUCAACUGGCCAUGCGCAUGAAACACAAUCUGGAACAGCAAAUCCAGGCCCGCAAUACUACCGGCGUUUCCGAAGAGACCCUCAAAGAAUUCACCAUCAUGUUCAAGCACUUUGACAAGGACAAGACUGGUUACCUGGAUCACCAAGAGUUCAAGUCCUGCCUGCGUUCCCUUGGUUACGAUCUGUCCAUUGUGGAGGAGGGUGAGGAAGAUCCAGAGUUUCAAGCCAUCCUCAGGACUGUGGAUCCGAAUGGUGACGGUGUGGUAUCUAUGGGAGAGUACAUGUCCUUCAUGAUCAGCCGUGAGACGGAAAAUGUUGGUUCCAGUCAGGAAGUCAUCAAUGCCUUCAAGGCGCUCACUGAAGGAGGCAAACGUCCUUAUGUUACUGAGGCUGAACUCUACCAGUCUCUCACCAAGGAGCAGGCCGAGUACUGUAUCGAACGGAUGCGUCCGUACGUCGACGACAAAGGCCGAGAGAUUCCGGGAGCCUACGACUACAAAACGUUCUGCGAGGAACUUUUCUCUUCUAGUUAGAUUAGUGAGUCCAGCAUAAAAAUUAACACAUUUGGUAUGUUUAUCUGAAGACAUGAAACACCUCACGGAAUAGAGUUACAGAAAGAAUAACAAGUAUAGCUCGUCCUAGAGACAUCUGUAUGGUCUUAUUUACCAGUCAACAUCACUUAGUCAGUAAGAUAAUAAGCAUAUCUUUCUGGUAUCUACCGUGAUGACUGUGUAUAAGAGUUAUCAGUUGUUACCAAGAUAAUGUUUAGCCAGGAUAUUGGAAAGCUCUAUUAUAUUAGCAAACAUGAGUUCAUGUAUCGUCAGAAAUUUGGGCCAGAGCAUGCUUAAACUAUCAAUAGGAAAGCCGUGUUUCCUAAGGCAGUGGUUCAUUUUCAAGGCUUCUUGAUCGAGAAGCUUUACUGAAGCAUUUCAUGUCUUGCUGUUUAUUGAUUGGUUCCGUUGAAGUGUUUUGUUGCUGUGUGUCAGAGUGUGACCGUCAUUUAGCUGUAGUCCGGACGUUGACUCUGUUGAGGAUUCAUUAAACGUGGUAAAGCAAUCAA
Molecule: messenger RNA, 7837 nt
Organism: Orbicella faveolata
Lineage: Eukaryota; Metazoa; Cnidaria; Anthozoa; Scleractinia; Merulinidae
Product: spectrin alpha chain, non-erythrocytic 1-like
Molecular function (GO): calcium ion binding; protein binding
Source: RefSeq, a predicted model, not a curated record